This is a messenger RNA of Galdieria sulphuraria, 2175 nucleotides long. RefSeq lists its product as uncharacterized. The record is from RefSeq and is a predicted model, not a curated record. Bases 67 to 2043 code for a protein of 658 amino acids. The transcript has a single exon. Lineage: Eukaryota; Rhodophyta; Bangiophyceae; Galdieriales; Galdieriaceae. Gene Ontology annotation, molecular function: glycosyltransferase activity.
AGCUCUGGUUGGAUAUUCUUUUGGUCGACCGUCUUGCUUCUUCUUUCUAUUUAUCAGAUGAAACACAUGGAGUCUCUCACUAUACGUUCUGUUUCCAAAGCGGACUAUUCGUGGAAGUUGGAAAAGUUUAGUCUUGAGAUUUUCGCAGCUCCAAAGCCUUUUGUUGGACAAGACCGUGAUAUUAAUAUUCGAGCGAUAAAGUCUUGGCUUCGGUUGAAACCAAAACCCGAAAUUACGUUGUUAGGGGAUGAAAUAGGAUAUGAAGAGAUAUGCAGAGAGCUUGGAUUGCGACAAGAGAAGAGAUUAGAUAGAAAUUUCAUGGGAGUACCUCUCUUUAAUAGCAUGGUCGAUCGUGCCAACAGAUCAGAAGCCACUGUGACAGUGAUUAUUAAUGGUGACAUUAUGCUCUUUGAUGACUUCAUUCAGACAAUCAAAAAAAUGAUGUUGAACUUUCGUCAUUGGUUUAUAAUUGGAGCAAGAUGGGAUAUUGAUGGAUUACCAGAGGGCCUUCAUGAGAAACAUCCACAGUAUAGUCGCCUUGUUAGAGAACACGUACUUUCUCAUGGAAGACUUCAUACUUAUGGAGGGAUGGAUGUUUGGGCUUGGAAUACCAAUGGUCCCCCUUUGUUUGAUGGAGUUAUGCCGCACUUCGUGUUUGGAAGAGGAAAAUAUGAUAAUUGGCUCACUCACGAAACUAUUCAAGCCGGAAGACGUGAAGUUAUUGACAUUUCCGAGACAUCACUUAUGGUGCAUAUCAAACACGAUUAUCACCUAGUUUCAGCUGUCAGACAGACCUCUUCUGAGACAGUACAAGAGGAGAUGUCAGAUUCCAGAAAGAAACCUAUGGGUGCAUUCUGGUCGGAAGGGAAGCGGCAAAAAUGGGAACUCUUUCUUAACAUAUAUCUUGCAUUGAGCACGGGUUCAUACGUCAACCAAGUUGGGACAGUCAUUUUUGCUCCUUGGAAAACAAGUCUGUGCUUGGAACCAUCUGGUAUGUGUUUGCUUAGAAGACGACGCCCAGGAGUAUGUCCUUGUGAACAAAGUUCCUUUGUUCCAGCAACACAGACGGACCCCAUCGUGAAGAAUGGUUCUAGAGUUAUUCAAUGUGGCAGAAUUUCAGUAGAGACGAAGGAAAGUUUUGAAAUUCCAGUGCUUCCGAAACCAAACCAACCAGUGAUAUUUGGAUUGCCCUUAUUACUGGAACAUCUCUUGGAACGAGUAGCUAUUAACAAUACUGUUAUUCUUGUUGCAAUGAACUAUGGAUAUCGAUCAUUUUUGAUGAAUUUUGUUUGCAAUCUUCGACAGCUUAAUCUCUUUCCCGGUAAUCUGAUUGUUGCAGCGCUAGAUGAGGAUAUGUAUCGCUUUGCCUUCACGAGAGGAUUGCCUGUAUAUUUUGAGAACACAGUAUAUAGCAAAGAAGAUGCUACUUCCGUUGUUGCGGCUUCGUAUGGUUCGGACUCAUUCAAGAAACUGACAAAAAUGAAGAGUCGUGUAGUACUUCGCAUUUUAAAGUUAGGUUAUGAUGUUAUUUGGACAGACUGUGACAUAGUAUGGUUUCGGAACCCCAUUCCUUAUUUACAGUCACAAGAUGCCGAUCUUAUUAUUCAGUCGAAUGCUCCGGACAACGAGAACUCCAAUGAUCGUCGUCGUAUCAAUAGUGGUUUCUAUUUAGCCAGAAGUAACCCUCACACAAUUGAAGCCUUUGAAGAUGUAAUUCAAUUUGCUGCAAAGUCUAGAAUGACUGAGCAACCUUGUUUUUACGAUUUGUGGUGUGGCAAAGAGGGAGAAAAUGCUCAAGGCAAAGAACGUUGCAUCUAUAAAGGCAAGUUUCACGUGCUGCUCUUAGAUCGAAAACUGUUUCCAAAUGGAAUCACGGAAGGCAUCUGGGACAGUCCCGCUGGAAGGAUACAGGAAUUGUUUCCGCAUUUGUACAUUUUACACAAUAAUUGGGUAAAAGGGAAUGAAGGAAAGAUGGAAAGAUAUUACAGACAUGGAUAUAUAUUCUAUGAUAAUCACACAGAACUUUGUUCAUAUCCACAAUAGCUUUUUUACCGUUUUUAGGUUUAGAUAUAAAUUUGCAAGUGGUGUAGUUGAUUUUGUCAUAAAACUUACUAGCAAACUCUUAUGGUCAUAAAAAACUUGUUUGGAAGCAACAGUGUAACCGAACAUGACGAG